AUGGGGGUACUUCGCGAAUUUCGGCUUAACAGUAGAAUCUACGUAAUUAUAACACACACGUGAGUGUCGCGACGCGAUUAGUAUUUAUAAGGAGUGCGCUUUGUUUGUUCGAAAUUCGGAAAGCACGAAUUCAGAUGUGCUUAAUAAUUCGUUAUGUCUGAAGCAGACGGUGCAAAUGGUGGAGCUAUCUGUAAGAGGUGUGUAGUAGCUAAACUACGCAUACCCUGUUAGUUAAGAAGCCAGUGCAUUGAAGCGGAAAGGUAUCACGGAUCGGUAUCGUGGUACGCGGAUUUUAGAGUAGAGUCACCGUCAGUCCGUGGGUCUCCACAUGCAGCAACUUCCACGUAGUGAGACCUGGAUCGAUAGUACUAGCGAUGCAUUGAAAUCUAAUAAUCUAUAAAUCACGCAACGCUAGUAAUAUCGAGCGAAUGGCUGCAUAUUUCAAUAUAUUUUCAAAAUUUUUACAAUCUAAUUCUGUUUAUACACCAAAGUAUUAAUGCUUUAGAUUGCCAAUAAUACUUUUAAGCAAUUAGAUAAGAUAUAGUUAACUUCAAAGAUAAUUUCUUUUAAUUCGAAAAUUUAUAUACUAAUUGUCAUAUGUGUUAAUUAUAUUUAUUAUUCUUUAUGCUUUUGUCGUGAAACAGAUGCGUACCUAGCUCGUCAAUCAUUAUGAAACGUACCCUACCAUCAAAGAAAUAUAUACUUAUGAGAAACUGAAAAAUGAGUCCACAGUUUAUUAAAAUACUUAGUCUACCCACACAAAACCUAUUAUUGCUUGAAAGGAGAAUAACCAAACAAGUUUAUAGACCGAUAUGAUAGACGCAUGGCUGGGGCAACGUUCACCUCUUAUAUUCGUAGUUCAUAUAAUGUCCAUAUUUGUCAUUGAAGUUACACACGCUUCGAAUAAAAAGUAGUGAACGGCUUUAACGAUAUCAUUAUUAUUGAUUCGAUUUGAAAUAUAUCACGAAUCAUUGAAUCGUUCGUCUUAUGUUUAGAAAAAAAUUAAAAAAGGAUCGUGAAGGCCAUGAAAUCUAACGAGAAAAUACAAAGUUGCAAUGGUGGACGUUUUAGUUUAGAAGAGAUGAAGACGGGCCAAGCUGAAUCUGGGAGAUGUGGGAUCAGCUGCCGGAGCUGAUAUUAAUACAAAUAUUCAGUCAUCUUGAUCGGGGGGAUCGUGCCAGUAUUUCUCAAGUUUGUCGAUCAUGGAAUUUAGCGCUCUCUUCGCCUGUUCUAUGGCGUUCGGUCACAGUCCUAAUUGAUCGUGAUCUUAGAGGAAAUUUCCCUUUGGCGGGAGAAUUGGCUGUUAAAUAUGGACAACACAUGAGAAGUUUAGAACUUGCUUGGUCAAGAUCAUACAUUUUACCACGAGAAACACGAGCUGCUCGUAAUAUUCAGGCAGAAGCAGGCGCAGACUUUCUUGCGGUUGUACGAGCCAAAAAUGUGCAAUUGAAAGAACUUAUAUUAACUAAUUGGGUUUUCAGUUAUAAAUGGGGAGAUAGGGGCAAACUUUUAUAUGCUCUUGCAAAUUUUCUCGGGUGCCAAUAUAAUCUUGAAACUUUGAGUUUACUAAAUGCUAAUUUUGGUGUAAGCGAUGUUUUGCGUCUGUUAGGAACUGCUGCAAGAGGAUGCAGUGAGAGAUUAGCAUCUUUGGAUCUUCGUGGUGCAUUUAGACAAUGGCAAACUCCUCAUAGCAAUCCUAGAUAUUUACGUCUAUUAGGUCGUCUUCAUGCAUUAACUCUAUUGAAACUGGAUUAUCCAGCAAUAUCGGAUCAUACUUUAAAUGCUUUGGCCAAUGGAGCUCCAAAAGUUCUUAAAACUUUGCACAUAUCCAUCCGUGAUUCUGAUUCUCGACAACAUACUGUUACCGAUAGUUCUUGGAAUAAUCUAGCACGUGCUUGCCCAAACUUAACAGUCGCUUAUACAAUAGUAAAUAUUUCACAUUAUGAGGACAUGUGCUACCUGUUGCUUCCUAGUGUUCCACUUGCUAAGUUUCAAUUAUUCAGUGGAUAUGUUUGGGACCAAAGUAGAUCUCGUAAUUUUCGAGGCACCGUUGGACUACUCAUUUCUCAUUAUACAAACACCUUAGCUGAAGUGAUGUUGCAACUUAAGAAUAAUCGAGAGUUAUUAGAUGAUCUACUUGUUUCCAUGCUUGUUCAGUGUAAAAAUUUAAUUAGACUGCAAUAUGAUGGAAUUAUGAGGAGUCUUGAUACUUUACGUGAUAUUUGUCAUUUACAAGUGGAACGCAAAACUUAUUUUCGUACGAUUCACAUAAAGCCACGUAUCGUUAAUAUCAGGAAUCGUGCGAUAUUGGACGAUGUAAACUAUCAGUAUGUUCAUAAGAUGCUCGAGCAAGAAGUUGACUUUCGUAUAGAAGAUCCAACUUCAUUUUUUAUGUACUAUUAAUCACACGUUGAAUGUUGUCUCUGUAACGAUCCCCGAUCUAUUUAUCCACAUCUCUCUCGAUUUCUAACGUUAGAGAAUAAAGUACAGCCAAAUACCAUCUCAA
This is a messenger RNA of Vespa crabro (European hornet), 2506 nucleotides long. RefSeq names its product F-box only protein 39-like. Gene Ontology annotation, molecular function: protein binding. The coding region runs from base 1111 to 2403 and encodes 430 amino acids. The transcript has 7 exons. The record is from RefSeq and is a predicted model, not a curated record. Gene Ontology annotation, biological process: positive regulation of protein ubiquitination; SCF-dependent proteasomal ubiquitin-dependent protein catabolic process. Gene Ontology annotation, cellular component: SCF ubiquitin ligase complex. Lineage: Eukaryota; Metazoa; Arthropoda; Insecta; Hymenoptera; Vespidae.